CGCUUCGCGCAGACGGCGUCGGCGACGUGGGGCCCGCGUCCGGCCCGUCCGCCGCAGCCUGUCACCGUCGCCCCGGAGUGACCGCGCCGGGGCAGAAAUGCUGCUGGCCGGCUGGUGCCUGCUUUGGCUUGGCUUAGUCCUGGCCUCGGUCUGCGCCUCCCUUGAGUCUGCGGCGCCUGGCAACUGGACCAUAGCUCCUCUGAAUGUCCUUCUAAUCAUCGUGGAUGACCUGCGCCCUUCCCUGGGCUGUUACGGGGACAAGCUCGUAAGGUCCCCAAACAUCGACCAGCUGGCAUCCCACAGCCUCCUCUUCCAGAAUGCCUUUGCCCAGCAAGCAGUGUGUGCCCCGAGCCGUGUGUCCUUCCUCACUGGGAGGAGACCAGACACCACCCGCCUGUAUGACUUCAAUUCCUACUGGAGGGUACAUGCUGGAAACUUCUCUACCAUCCCCCAGUACUUCAAGGAGAAUGGCUACGUGACCAUGUCGGUUGGAAAAGUCUUUCACCCUGGAAUAUCUUCCAAUUAUAGUGAUGAUUCUCCGUAUAGUUGGUCUAUUCCACCUUAUCAUCCCUCCUCUGAAAAGUAUGAAAACACCAAGACAUGUAGGGGGCCGGAUGGAGAACUCCAUGCCAACCUGCUUUGCCCUGUGGAUGUGGCGGAUGUGCCAGAGGGCACCUUGCCUGACAAACAGAGCACUGAGCAAGCCAUCCGCUUGUUGGAAAAGACGAAAACAUCGGCCCGCCCUUUCUUCCUGGCUGUUGGGUAUCAUAAGCCGCACAUCCCUUUCAGAUACCCCAAGGAGUUUCAGAAGCUGUAUCCCUUGGAGAACAUCACCCUGGCUCCUGACCCCCAGGUCCCUGCUGGCCUCCCUCCCGUGGCCUACAACCCCUGGAUGGACAUCAGGAAGCGGGAGGACGUCCAGGCCUUGAACCUCAGUGUGCCCUAUGGCCCAAUUCCUGUGGAUUUUCAGCGGAAAAUCCGCCAGAGCUACUUUGCCUCCGUUUCGUACUUGGACGCGCAGGUUGGCCGCCUUCUGAAUGCUUUGGAUGAUCUCCAGCUGGCUAACAGCACCAUCAUUGCAUUUGUCUCCGAUCAUGGGUGGGCUCUAGGUGAACAUGGAGAGUGGGCCAAAUACAGCAAUUUUGACGUCACUACUCGCGUGCCCUUGAUGUUCUAUGUUCCCGGGAGGACAGCUCCACUUCCAGAGGCAGGCGAGAAGCUUUUCCCUUACAUCGACCCUUUCGAUUCUGUCUUGGAAUUGAUGGAGCCAGGCCGGCAAGUCACAGACCUCGUGGAACUUCUCUCUCUCUCCCCCACACUCGCGGGACUUGCGGGACUGCAUGUGCCACCUCGCUGUCCCAUUCCCUCAUUUCAUGUCGAGCGGUGCCGAGAAGGCCAGAGCCUUGUGAAGCAUUUCCGAUUCCAAGACCUGGAAGAGGACCCGUACUUUCGUGGUAAUCCCCGUGAGUCUAUUGCCUAUAGCCAGUACCCCCGGCCUGCAGAUUCUCCCCAGUGGAAUUCUGACAAGCCGAGCUUAAAAGAUAUAAAAGUCAUGGGCUAUUCCAUACGCACGAUAGACUAUCGGUACACUGUGUGGGUUGGCUUCAAUCCCCAUGAAUUUCUGGCUAACUUUUCUGACGUCCACGCAGGGGAACUGUAUUUUGUUGAUUCUGACCCUUUGCAGGACCACAACAUGUAUAAUGACUCCCAGGGCAGAGACCUCCUCCGAUCACUGAUGCCUUGACUCCUGCCAACUAGCGAGGAGGGUGGGUAUCACGUGCUCCCUUCCACCUGGGGAGAGGGGGAGUUAGGGCUGGUCAUUUGGUGAUCACCCAUAAUGGAAGCAACCUGAGGGGUAGGCAAUCAAAGCAUGCGUCAACAGUUUGACCUAAGACUAUGUAAUAGCCUAACCUUUUGAUUCUUUAUUAAUUAGGGUCUUUAUUAAUUUCUACUUGGUAAUCGGACUGGGGCUAGGCUGAACUAUUUUUUCCUUUUUUGGACAAUCACAGCUUAUUUAUUGAGUGGAUAAGCGUAAAGGGAGCAACUGGAAAAUUGUCAUACUUUUAGCCAUCAAGACCAUAAUAACCAAACAUAACACUGUACUCAAGAAAUACUGUAAUUAUCUCUGGAAUUUAGUGCAUUUCAAAAAGUAGCCAUUGGUCACAUUAGGUUUCACAUGAAGUCCCUGGUUCUUUUGUUUAUAAUUUAAUUAUUUAGCCCAAUAUAUUCAAAAUAUUAUGUCAAUAUUUCAGGUUUCAGGUUUGUAAAAUGUGCAGUUAAAUAAUGCUAGAUGCUAAGGUCUUAAAGUCUUACCUUCAACUUUUGUUAAUAAGAUUGCAAAUUUUCAAAAUCCAGAGAUAUAAUGUGCAUGAAGUGAUUAUGUGGAAUUUCUACAUCAAAUAAUAAAUAAUGCUCAGUAAACUAGGGGCAUGAGAUAUUUGGGAAGUUCAGUUAGAAAUGUUCAGGAACUUCUGGCCCAAAUAAUAAUUUGUUAGCAAGUAAUAUGACCCUUGAUCUCAAAGAUCACCUAUUGAAAGGCACUGUUAUUCACAGUGGAAGACAUUUAAAGGCAUAACUGUAUCCAUGAAUUGAGUCACUCAAAACUGUUAGUGUUCUCCUUCUUCAGGAAUGGUUGGUUGCAGGUAUCCAUUUAUCCAGGAGGCAGGAAAUAUUCUACUUUUAAUUGCUAAUUAAAGACAACACUAAUUUUAUUAAAUUCUGAAUUAUUUUGAGCAUUGGGAAAACUUCAUUUAGUAUAAUAUUAGGUAAUUUCUAAUCCCCCAGAACAUAGUUCUGUAUUCCCUAAAUAUGAAAGUAACCAGAAAGGCAGGUGGUAGUUAUAAUAAGCUUAGCCUACAUCAUCUUAAAAAGGACGGGGUAGUCACAACUCAUAUUUAUAACACGGGGAAGCUGGUCAGUUACCAGUAGUCAUCAGAGGAGUCAACCACAUUCUAAAUAAACAUCUUACGUAGUCCUG
This is a messenger RNA of Leptonychotes weddellii (Weddell seal), 2977 nucleotides long. RefSeq names its product iduronate 2-sulfatase (gene IDS). Gene Ontology annotation, cellular component: cytoplasm. Lineage: Eukaryota; Metazoa; Chordata; Mammalia; Carnivora; Phocidae. Gene Ontology annotation, molecular function: iduronate-2-sulfatase activity. The record is from RefSeq and is a predicted model, not a curated record.